Labrus mixtus (cuckoo wrasse) is the source of this 2149-nucleotide messenger RNA. Its product is annotated as nuclear factor 7, ovary-like. The transcript has a single exon. The coding region runs from base 291 to 1685 and encodes 464 amino acids. Gene Ontology annotation, molecular function: zinc ion binding; protein binding. The record is from RefSeq and is a predicted model, not a curated record. Lineage: Eukaryota; Metazoa; Chordata; Actinopteri; Labriformes; Labridae.
AAUGUUUGACUCUGACUGUCUGUCAAAGCUCCACCUACAACUCAUCAGACACCAACCAGAAAACACACGGUCGCUCCUCCUCUAGGAAGUGAAACACACUGAGAGAGGGAAAACUUAGAACAAAACUUCUCCUGAGGGAGGAAAGCGACAGCAGGACAUAUAACUGCAACUUUAACCUGGCUGCUGGUGCGUUCAAGGACCAGGAAGUACGGAGAGGCACUAACAGGAGGAGCUGAGACUUCCUGGUUAGCAUUCUGCCCGGGCUGUUUUUAGCCUCACUCUGAGACAAAAUGUCUUUCAGAUCCGAGGAGGAUCUCACCUGUCCGGUCUGUCAGGACGUCUUCAGAGAUCCCGUCGUUGUGUCCUGCAGUCACAGCUUCUGUAAAGACUGUCUGCAGAACUGGUGGAGAGAGAAACUGACACAGGAAUGUCCAGUUUGUAAGAGAAGGUCAUCGAGGACUGAACCGCCCUGUAAUCUGGCGUUGAAAAACCUGUGCGAGUGCUUUUUACUGGAGAGAGAACAAAGAGCUUCAGAGGGGUCAGAGGCCCUGUGCAGUCUGCACUCUGAGAAACUCAAACUCUUCUGUCUGGACCACCAGCAGCCCGUGUGUCUGAUCUGUCGAGAUUCAAAAACACACACGGACCACAGAUUUAGACCAAUACAUGAACUGGCUUUAGAUCACAAAAAAGAGAUGCAGAAAUCUUUAAAACCUUUACAGGAUGAACUGAAAAUCUUUGAAAAAGUUAAAGGAAACUGUGACCAAACAGCAGAUCAUAUUAAAGUCCAGGCCAGAAACACAGAGAGGCGGAUCAAGGAGCAGUUUAAGAAGCUUCACCAGUUUCUAAAAGAAGAAGAGGAGGUCAGGAUCUCUGCUCUGAGGGAGGAAGAGAAACAGAAGAGUCAGAGGAUGAAGGAGAAGAUCGAGGCUCUGAACAGAGAGAUAGCAGCUCUGUCAGACACAAUCAGAGCCACAGAGGACGAGCUCAGAGCUGAUGACGUCUCAUUCCUGAAAAACUACAAGGCUGCAGUGAACAGAGUCCAGCAGCGCCCCCUGCCGGAUGAUCCACAGCAGGUCUCAGGAGCUUUAAUAGACGAGGCCAAACACCUGGGCAACCUGAGCUUCAACAUCUGGAACAAGAUGAAGGAGAUGGUCUCUUACAGUUCUGUGAUUCUGGAUCCAAACACAGCAAACCCAGAGUUCAUCCUGUCUGAAGAUCUGACCAGCGUGAGUCACGGAGAGAGACAGAAGCUUCCAGAUAAUCCAGAGAGGAAUGAUUACCAUCGCUCCGUCUGGGGCUCUGAGGGCUUCACCUCGGGGACUCACAGCUGGGACUUUGAGGUUGGAGAUAGUGCAGCGUGGUUCGUUGGUUUGGCAGCGGAGUCUGUCCAAUACAAGGGACGAUUAAAAUCGGGAUUCUGGCAAAUAGAGUUCUUCGGCGGUAAAUACAGCGCGCGCUCGCUCGGAGCUCCGACCACCGUACUCAGAGUGAAGAAGAAACUGCAGAAAAUCAGAGUUCACCUGGACUGGAACAGAGGCAAAGUGAUUUUCUUUGAUCCUGAUGCAAACACACUCAUACACACGUUCACACAAACCUUCACUGACAGACUGUUUCCGUGCAUCGGCACCUUAGACGAGCUCCCGUUAAAGAUAUCACAACGCAGGAUCUCCAUAACAGCAGAAUAGCUCCGAUAUAUGAUGAUUAUGAGGAUACUGCAGGGGUGUGUUCUCUCUGUGGUUUAAAGCAUUUAAAGAUGUCAGCUUGCAAUAUUUUCUACUGAGCAUUAUAUUUGUGUCGUCAGCUAUUUGGUGCUAAACUGUAUUGUAUUGUUUUUAAAGCACUUCAACAUUACAUUUCAAUCAGUAGAGACUUAAUUAAGAGUGAACAAUUAUUUAUUUAACCUCAACAAUAGCCUCUUAAAGUGCAGAACUUGAGUCUUUAACAGAUUGCACAGAAUGUCAGUCAGUUGUUGCUGCACCAUUUGACCACAUGGUGGCGCAACAAGCCGCCUUGUGUCAUUCCUAAAAGCCUUCAACGUUGACACCUCAGGGAUCAUCAAGAUGCACUGUAUCAUCUUGCAGAGUGUAUCAUAGUAAUCUUUUGUGUUUUUUGUGACUUUAUGACGUUAUAAACAGAAUUUUACUUUGUC